UUGUAUUUAGAUGAAAAAACACGUGAAGCGAAGCAGCCACCUGUGCUCGAUAAAAGCCGUUGUUUUUCGUCUUCGCCCAACGAACAACAAGCCUCUUUUCGUCAACAUCAUCAGCAACAGAAACAGAUGCAUUCCUCCACCUGCAAGUCCUUUCCUUCGAAUGUAUCUUCAUUGUCCUCACAUGGUAUCGGCACGGAGGCUAACUACAGCGCCUACAGUACUAUGAACACCGAUAUCAGCAUGUCUUCCAAUUCUACCAGUACCGCCGGACCCAAUGGUUCGGUAAGUGGUGGCAUUGGUGCGCUCUUGAAGUAUAUACAACAACAGCAACAACAUCCUCAUCAUCCUCUUCAUCAUCAACAAAACCACCAGCCACACUCGACCUCUGCGGUUUAUCAAGAAUAUUCAAAUGCCUACUCUCAAAAUCUUCACGCUCAACAUCCGUAUAUACACACGCCACGAUACCUACAAUAUGACCAACAACAGCGACAGUGCAAAAAUCAACAAAUAUCUCGAUGUGCAGCUUCUGACUCUGGCAAUACUCUUCUAAUGCCCUUUAGUUAUAUAACCAAUUCCACUCCUAACACCACAAUUGGUGAUGUUAACGUUGUUCCACCUUUCGCCUGUAUUUCGGCCUUCUCUUCUACUGGUACGACUUCAGAAAAUCACCUUUCUCGCGUUAGCUGUGAACCUGGAUCCUCUGGUGCUGGGAAGAAUACUCUACAAUUCGGUCUUUUAGAAUCUGGCACCCUAGUAUCAGGCCGGUCUUGUGGUAGUGGCACACGCAGCAACAGUGCUGUUGCUCGGUACUCCUGGACAGAGAGCCAGCCUUCUUUCGAUAUAUCCACCUCCGGAGAUGCAAUUCAAGCACGCACUACUCUUCCUUUAAAUACAGCUUUGCAGUCAAACGAUGGAAAGUCCAUGAUUUCGCAGCUCCCUACUUCAGAAUCGCAAUUAGAUGCUCCGAGAUUUUCUAUCUACUCACCAGUACCUCCUUGCAUGGACGAAGCUAGCGCCUCAUUACCUCCAAUUCCUCCGGUUUCCAGUCCAUCUUACUGCUCUUCGCAGUCACCACAGGUUUCUUCUCUUUCCUCAGCAGCCUAUCUCUCUCAUGGAAACUCUUCUGAAGCUACGUCACAUUUAAAUUCUGGUCAGCAAGUAUCAGGACUGACUGGACUUACCAUUCAACAACGGGCCCGCGUUGCUUCGGCGGCACUCAAUAGAGAUGGAUUUAGACGUCGCCACUCACCUUCACCUAAACGUGAAUCUGUCCACCUGGCUGGCAUCACAGUGCCCGUGUCAAUGACGAGCACAAGCUACAGUAGUCCCACCAGAAGCUUCAGUAAUGCGGCAAUUAGCAUUCCCGUGACCACUUCGAUCGAAUCGGCUCAGUCAACGAUCGGAUCGUCGAAGACUUAUACCACAACUGAUUAUACUAUCUGUUCUGGUUUUCAAGUUCCAACCACCUCACUUGGAGCUCGAUCACUGACGACUGUCUCCUAUACCUGCCCUUCGAGUCCGACCAGACGUGGUCGGUCUGAUGAUGUAGUACCGUCAAGCCGCCCGAUACAUUUAGAUGACCUGGAAAGCGUUCCAGUCGGGCAUGUAAAACAGUUGAAAGAGCGUCUCGCGUCCAUAGUCAACAGUAAACGCACUUCACAUGUAAACGACCUAGGCUCUGCCGUUGCAUCACCUGAUAAUGUAGUUCAGUCUGGCCAUCGCAUAGGCAAGUUUCGUGAUCCUCAAUUUGAUUGUUUACAAUCGUCUAACCAUGCUCGUCAAAAUUACUUGGAUGUUACGCAACAACAACAUCAUCUUCAGAACCACCGAUGCAAUCUUCUACACCAACGACCGGUGCAAACUAACAGCGUAUCCGGAACAGAAACACCAAGUCUCUCAUCUCUCUCUACCUUGUUUACAUCUAAUAAUUCGCCAUCAAUUAUCUCCACUGCUCCUCCAUUCUGUUCCACAAAUUCGGCUACUGUAGCCACUUUGGCCGGUGUUUGCUCUGUAACCAACCUUUUUGCCUCACUCGCCAGAUCCACAGCAUCCGACUCUGGCCGCAGUGGAAGUGUGGGUAGCCGUGUUGCCGGAAAUCAGGAGGCCGCUGGAUUUGUAAAGUUAAAUAGUUCCACCUGCGAUCUCACUAAAAUGGCUGGACCUGAUUUGACUAUGUUCACUUCUUCCUCAAGCAGCCUUCCUACUUCAUAUCUUGUCUCGUCUCUUUCCACACCUCCCAUACCCCAUUAUCAACCGAUUCCAACAUAUUCAUUCUCACCAUCUACUCCAUCCCAUCCCUUUCCACCCCCGCCGAUGCCACUUCCACCUCCUCCUUUUCUACUCCCCUCAACUAAACUAGGUUCAUUUCACAUUGCUGGGGGACAUUUAACCCAUGGUAUCUCCAGCACGAAUCCUACUGGCGUUACCGAACACUCGGAUGGACCAAAAACGACGAGAUCGUGCGCCCGACAUAAUCCAGCCAUUUCUGAGCAACUUACGUCGCCUCAGCACUUUGGCCAGCCUAGUCAGUACAUCUCUCGGCGGGCCGCGCUGCUCUGUCAGGCUUUCACACGCUCUUCAUCUACCCCUCCGCCUCUAUCCUCUGCAUCAUCUCCACCGCUUCCACGCCCUCCUUCUGUUUCCACUUCACCAUCUGUACAAGCUACAACUCCACUCUCUUCCCCACCCUCUUCUCCAAUCUCUGUAGUUUCCUCCGCUUGCCACCGCCAUAGCUAUCAACAGUAUCCUCACCAAGCUCACCAACCAUUUUCUCCUUCACAACAAUCCUCUGCCUCUUUUAUGCCGCAUCGCUCAUAUUCAUCCGGACCUCCACUCCUGACCACACCACCUAUCUCCCCUCCUACCACGUUGCCCAUACCAGAAUCUACAAUAUAUCCUUUACCACAUUUAGGGAUUGAUUCCUCAAACCAUUCUUGUAAUAAUCUUACAGCUCCUUGCCAAAAGCCAAUUCUAACCAAAUCCCGCUCCUCUGGCCUUGCUCAGUCAGUCCCAAGUCAGUUUAAUUUAAACACUAAUUCACUUUUUAGGCCACAACCAGUCAGUUCUUGCGUUUUGGCAUCACCUGACUCCCGGCCCCCAAAGUCCUCAAAUAUCACUUCUUUUCCGAUAUCUUCAAAUGAAAACCAUAAUAACUCGAGGCAUUCUUUUCCUUCUAACUCCCGUAGUACCACAAAUAAGCUAGAUUCCAUCCUUACGUCUAUAUCUCUUCAGCAACCACUACCACUAGCUUCUUUAGGACCUCUUUCGCCCCCACUUCUCUCGCCUCAUCAUUAUCAAACUCUUGUACAUACAGACUCAAGCGCCCAAACUCCUUCCAUUACUGAAUCAAUCGGCAGGAAAAUGAAGAGGCAGCUUGAGUCUGAGUCACAUGGUCUGGAUAAGGCAUUACGAGACAAGGCAGGCUCUAUUUAUUCCUGA
Messenger RNA from Protopolystoma xenopodis, 3438 nucleotides. Lineage: Eukaryota; Metazoa; Platyhelminthes; Monogenea; Polystomatidea; Polystomatidae. The record is from the annotation of a GenBank genome assembly.